AAAAGCAAAAUACAAUAUGUUGAACAUGUCGAUCCACCAAAACAAAAAGACGAAAAACAAAAAACAGAAGAAGAAAAAAAGACCAAAAAGGAUGAAAAAUAA
Entamoeba invadens IP1 is the source of this 102-nucleotide messenger RNA. RefSeq lists its product as hypothetical. NCBI's taxonomy places the organism in Eukaryota, Evosea, Mastigamoebida, Endamoebidae. The record is from RefSeq and is a predicted model, not a curated record. The transcript has a single exon. The annotation marks the transcript as partial.